UUAGUCCGUUGUGCGUAUGUAACAGACUACCCACUAAGCAUCACAUUUGUCUGACGGGCGCGCAGUUCAAAACAACAAAUUCCCUCCAUCUGUCAUCUCAAAUUUUCUUUCGUUUUCUUGCAGAUAAAUAGAUGUCCUUCCUACGCUAUGUAUGACUAAGAACAGGAAUGGGAGUUCAAGACUGAAACAAGGCUUUCCAAGCUCCGUGUUUGUUCUGACCAGAAAAUCACUUCACCUGCUCGAAGCUCCUAUACAUCUAAUAUUUGCUAUAUGCAGUGUGUAGGUGGAGAAGGCAGCAGAAGCCCGCCAAGGUGCGUCAUACAAGAAACCCUUAAAGAGCUGCAUUUAGGGUUAUUAAAACGCGGCGAGUAAGAGAUUUACGCAGCUCAGAAAACAUUGGCGCUAUGGAUUCCAUCAAGGAGGCGAAAUCUGAUGGACAUCAGAGUCAACUCGAGGAAGCAAACCGCGAGAAGCCCUUGGAAAAGCAGCAGACUCAACUCGAGAAAACAGACCGUGAGAAGCCCUCGGAAAAGAAGCCCUUGAAAAAGCUACUGAUUAAGGCCCCCGUUUCCAUUCCAUGGAUGGUCCGUUUGAUUACAUACACGACCAUCUUUGUAUGUAGUGGAUCUCAUUACCUACUCGCUGCCAUGAAAGCUAAGGGCCCUUUUUUCUAUAUAUUUGUUGUGAGUGCUAUUGUUGUAUAUUUUAUUGUGACAAUGGUGCUUACGAUUGUUAAGGCUCGGAGAACAGGCCCUACAAUUGUCCUUGUCUAUUUGACCUCAGCGACCUAUUUGAGUUCCCUUGUAGCUCUACACACUGUGAUGCCGUCAUGGCUUUUUACCAGUCUGUGUUUUCUCACUGUAGCACUCACAGCUUUUCAUUGGAUUUUAUUAUUGUGCUGAGUCUCGCUGACUUGGAGGCCUGCAGAGUGGGCAGAUUUUGUCAAGACCCUUCGAAGACAGGACGUAGAGAUAAAAAGACUUUUUUACCCAUUCUGUUUUUUCAGUAGAUAAUGGAUUCUCUUUUUCAGUAGAUAUAUAGAGCAAGGCAGAAAUGCUCCGCCAAGCUGUAGCACUCAUAGGUUUUGGUUGCUUUUGUAUCAAGACGAGGUCAUAUUUCUUUAUGUUUAUAAUACAUAUACCAAGAUUUCUCUGUGAGAACAGGGAUAGAGUUUGUUACUUGUUAUCA
This is a messenger RNA of Cryptomeria japonica (Japanese cedar), 1188 nucleotides long. RefSeq lists its product as uncharacterized. NCBI's taxonomy places the organism in Eukaryota, Viridiplantae, Streptophyta, Pinopsida, Cupressales, Cupressaceae. The record is from RefSeq and is a predicted model, not a curated record. Bases 405 to 902 code for a protein of 165 amino acids. The transcript has 4 exons.